This is a messenger RNA of Lachancea mirantina, 1083 nucleotides long. Lineage: Eukaryota; Fungi; Ascomycota; Saccharomycetes; Saccharomycetales; Saccharomycetaceae. The record is from the annotation of a GenBank genome assembly.
AUGUUCAGAGACCGCACUAACUUAUUUCUGUCGUAUCGCCGGACUUUUCCACACGUUCGCAGCGUUGGUGCGCUCAACCAGGAUCCAUUUUCAGAUCUAGAAUCCGCUGGAAACGAAGAAUCGUACCCUAUGGUAUCGAUGGAUACAAACAAAGCUGGAAUGCUUCCUCCUCAAUUCAUGGAUUUCUCGCAAAAAAUCGACGAAAACUUGGAAUCAGCGGAAUCGAAAAUGUUACAAUUGACACGAUUGUACCGGAAGAACGCUCUUCCAGGGUUCGAAGACAAAAGCUCGGACGAAAAAGAGAUUGAAGAAUUGAGUUACCAAACCAUCAAGGGAUUUCAAGUGUGUUUCAAUAUAAUUAAGCAAGUCGAAACCGUGCUCGUCACGCAACGCUUUCGAGGCCAAGUUUUAAGCCGCAGCGACAUCGUGGUACUCGAGAACUUGAAGAAAAACUGUGCCAAUCGGAUCCAAGCCAGUUCUAACAAGUUUCGGGUGCUUCAAAAUAACUAUUUGAAAUUUCUCAAUAAAGAUGAUUUCAAGCCUCUUCCAAGCUCUUCUGAGGACAAGAACGCGUUGGUGUUACUGGAGGAGCAACAGGAAAGCAACGCAACGACCCAGCAAGAAAUUGAUUCUUAUUCCCGACAAACUUUGCAGCGUCAAAACCAGCAACAAGUAAAUGUGGGCAACACAGCGUAUUUGCAACGACGUGACGAAGAAAUAACCCAAUUGGCUCGCGGUGUGCUCGAAGUAAGUACCAUUUUCCGAGAGAUGCAAAAUCUGGUUAUAGAUCAAGGAACUAUUGUCGAUCGCAUAGACUAUAAUUUGGAAAACACAGUUAUAGAGCUAAAAGGUGCUCAACGCGAGUUAGAACGUGCGAGUGGCUAUCAGAAACGUACCCAGAAGUGUAAAGUUAUACUUCUUCUGUCACUCAGUGUGAUGGUGUUAUUUUUUUUCGUCAUGCUCAAGCCUCAUCGAGGGAGCUCAGGCUCUUCUCCUAAAAUUGAUAAUCCUCCACCGACACCAGAUGUGUCACCAGUGGAACCUGAAAAUCCAGAGACUAAUGACCCGGAUAAUGAGGAUUGA